AUGGAAGACAGAUGUAAAUCAAUCAACAUGGGACCAGAAGAUAAAGAUAAAGUUUUAUGUCAGAUAAGUGACUCAGACCACGUUCAACACCCAAAUGAUCUGAAACCGACAGAAGGCUUUACGUAUAGGGGCAUGGAGGUAAGCAAAAAAAUUUCGGUUUUUGAGUUUGCAAAUUUUAAAUCCUCUUUUGUAAAUCGCGCGAAAAAAGUCACAGAAUCGCAAUGUCUAUUCCGAAUGGGAAUUUGAGAAUAAACAUCGUUCAAAUGAAGUAAUUUAAAGAGAGGAAAUUAGCAAAUGGUGCCCCGAAUGAAUCGACAACAUGGAGUGCUCGCGAUUCCUAUGCACCUGCAAAAAGCUCUUUGGGAUCGUGCUAUGAAUGAUCUCAUCGGUCUCAGCAAUUAGAACCUUUUUGAGGAUAUCAAAGAGGAAAAUUAAAAGAACCUAGUAAUAUUAAAGCAUCAAUUGAUUAAUGUUUCUUUUAGCUUCGCAGUGUAAUAACGCACAUGGGAUAGGUUGUGUUAUGCGGCACUCUGGGUUCUAACCAAUCAGUUACCGUUAUUUGGUACCACGUGACGCAAGUUUUCCAAUCAUAUACCAAAAGUUUGAAAUUACACACAAUUCUUACAUUUUAGCGGCUCUAGAAAGUCUGCCGAUAAGGACUUUGCACAUUUUUAGCGGAAAUGACGUUUUUUCCGCCGAAUAUGAGAGCUGAAAUAAGAGCUGCUAAAAAGAAAUAGUACUUUUUCUGCGUUGAUGGUUUGUUUUCUCUCCAUGAAUUUUCUUGAUGUGCACAAUGGAACAAAAUUGUAUGGAAUUGGUUGGAUAGGAGAUCCUUGUUGCAAGCGGGACGCCCACUCUUCCUGGUGGAAAUCGCUCAGGAUGUUGUUGUUUUACAAUGGAGAAACUGAAGUUUCCUCUCGUGCAGAAAUAAAUCAUCUAUAAGUUCUCGAUGUACAAUAACAGAAUACGAUCUAAUAGCUCUGAACAAAACAUUCCAAUUUAUUCGAGUUUCAUCCACAGGCAUGAAUUUUAAGUGUUUGGAUAAGUAGGCGCCUUGAGUGGAAAAGACGUAGUUGAAAUAGAAGAAGAUGAAAAAUUACAAGAAGAGGAAGAACUGGAAGAAGAAAAAUAAGAAGAGGAGGAAGAACUAGAAGAGGAGGAGGAGCUAGAAGUAGAGGAAAAACUAGAAGAAGAGGAAGAAGAAGAGGAAGAUGAAGAAUUAGAAGAAGAAGAAGAAGAAAGACUAGACAAAGAUGAAAAACUUGAGAAAGAGGAGGAAAUAGGAGAAGAGAAAAACCUGAGGAAGAUGAAGUACUAAGGAAAGGGAGGAACUAGAAGAAGAGGAAGAACUACAAGAAGAUGAAGAUUUUGAAGAAUAUGAAGAACUAGAAGAUGAAGAACCAGAAGAAGAGGGGGAACUAGAAGAAGAGAAAGAACUACAAGAAGAUGAAGAUUUUGAAGAAGAUGAAGAACCAGAAGAAGAGGAGGAAACUAGAAGAUAAAGAACCAGAAGAAGAGGAAGAACUAGAAGAUGAAAAACAAGAAGAAGAUGAAGAACUAGAAGAAGAAGAGGAACUAGAAGAGGGGGAAGAGCUAGAGGUAGAGGAAGAACUAGCAGGAAAUGAAGAAUUAGAAGAUAAAGAACUAGAAGAACAGGAGGAACUUAAAGAUAAAAAGAGGAAAGAAGAGGAAGAAGAAGAGGAAUAACUAGAAGAAGAUGAAGAAAAAGAGGAAGAUGAAAAACUAGAAGAUGAUAAAGAGAUACAGGUAGAUGAAGAACUAGAAGAUGAUGAAAAACUAGAGAAAGAGGAAAAAGUAGAAGAAGAGGAAGAACUAGAAGAAGAUGCAGAACUAAAAGAAGAGGAGGAACUAGAAGAGGAGGAAGAACUAGAAGAGGAAGAAGAACCAGAAGAGGAAGAAAACUAGAAGUAGAGGAAGAACUAGAAGAGGAGGAAGAACUAGAAGAGGAGGAAGAACUAGAAGAGGAGGAAGAACUAGAAGAGGAGGAAGAACUAGAAGAGGAGGAAGAACUAGAAGAGGAGGAAGAACUAGAAGAGGAGGAAGAACUAGAAGAGGAGGAAGUAUUAGAAGAGGAGGAAGAACUAGAAGAGGAGGAAGAACUAGAAGAGGAGGAAGAACCAGAAGAGGAGGAAGAACUAGAAGAGGAGGAAGAACUAGAAGAGGAGGAAGAACUAGAAGAAGAGGAAGAACUAGAAGAGGAGGAAGAACUAGAAGAGGAGGAAGAACUAGAAGAGGAGGAAGAACUAGAAGAGGAGGAAGAACUAGAAGAGGAGGAAGAACUAGAAGAGGAGGAAGAACUAGAAGAGGAGGAAGAACUAGAAGUAGAGGAAGAACUAGAAGAGGAGGAAGAACUAGAAGAGGAGGAAGAACUAGAAGUAGAGGAAGAACUAGAAGAGGAGGAAGAAGAACUAGAAGAGGAGGAAGAACUAGAAGAGGAGGAAGAACUAGAAGAGGAGGAAGAACUAGAAGAGGAGGAAGAACUAGAAGAGGAGGAAGAACUAGAAGAAGAUAAAGAACUAGAAAAAGUUGAAGAACUAGAAGAAGAGGAAGAACUAGAAGAAGAUGAAAAACUAGAAGAGGAUCAAGAACUAGAAGAAGAGGAAGAACUAGAAGAAGAUAAAGAACUAGAAAAAGUUGAAGAACUAGAAGAAGAUGAAAAACUAGAAGAAGAUCAAGAACUAGAAGAAGAAUAGGAACUUGAAGAGGAGGAAGAGCUAGAGGAAAAGGAAGAACUAGCAGGAAAUGAAGAAUUAGAAGAUGAAGAACUAGAAUAAGAGGAGGAACUAGAAGAUGAAGAACUAGAAUAAGAGGAAGAAGAAGAGGAAAAACUAGAAGAAGAUGAAGAACUAGAGGAAGACGAAGAACCAGAAGAAGUUGAAAAACUAGAUAGAGAGGAAGAACUAGAAGAAGAUGAAUAACUAGAAGAGGAGGAAGAACCAGAAGAAGAUAAAGAACUAGAGGAAGAGGAAGAACUACAGGAAGAGGAAGAAGAAGAGGAGAGACUAGAAGAAGGGGAAGAACUAGAAGAAGAUGAAGAGCUAGAAGAAGAUGAUGAACUUGAGGAAGAGGAAGAAGAAGAGGAAAAACAAGAAGAAGGGGAAGAACUAGAAGAAGAUGUAGAACUAGAAGAAGAUGUAGAACUAGAAGAGGAGGAAGAACUAGAAGAGGAGGAAGAACUGAACAAAUGUCGAUCUGCGCGUAUUCAAAGGAAAAUGGAAAAAUUGAAACAUAAACUUUAUCAGGGAAGGACAAAACCAUGUUUGUAGACAAGAACAACAGCUUUCAUAACUAGAGUUUCAAAGAGGUGGAGCUGUCGUACAGAACUACGUAUGUUCCAGAACUACGCUGAGGAGGUCAUGAAACCUUAAGCAAUUCACUUCUCAUCUCUCUUAGGUGACUUUCGAUGUCAACUUGUCCGGAUCACGGAAUCUGUGUCGUGAUAGAUGACACGAUCGUCGAGAUGGUCCAAGUACUCAUGAGGUGAAGACACAGAAGUCACGGCGAGUUUAUUUAAUCUUUCACCGAAAUUUUGCCCAGAACGAAUUCAAUUUGGCCAGGGAUCGUUGAGCUGGAUUCAUAGAAAUACGUCUUGGUUCCACUUGGUUUCUUUCGUGCUCUUCGUCCUAUUAAUGUAUUAUUGCAACUCUUUUUCUGUUCGCACGUGAGAUGGUCCUCCACUGGCUUCUUGCCUCAUUUUCAACCAAGUAUUUGUAUCCUUGGACGCGUUGAUCUUCUGGGAAUGCCACACUUCAUGUAUUUUCAAAAUGCACUUCCCUUUCUCUACCACUUUAGCAGUCUUGGGUGUGCACUACGUGCCUCUCAAAAUACGCUCUACAUUUGUAUGUUCAGAUACAUAUCGGAGUUGUAGCAUGGGUUUCUUUUAUUCAAGUUCUAUACAGGUACGACACAAGUAUCAUAUGACGGGAUUAAAGAAUCGGCCAGAAGGAGGAAUGUCAAUCUAAGCCUAUCUGAAAAGUUAAGAAUUCUCUUGUGUCUUUCAAAUCGUGAAUAUGUGGGGAUUUCCUACGGAAUAAGGUCUGUACUUGUUCUCUAAAGGAUACUCGGAAGUGACAUCGAUGUAAUGAACUUUUCCCUUUUGUCUCGUCCGUCUUUUGAUACAGACAGUCAGCUCCUAUUCUUACACCAUGAAAAGCAUGACGGGGACUCAAGGCCUAACCACUACUAGAUCUUUCAAAAAUUCCUCCAACAGAAGAUCAUGUAGGGCUUCAAAAUCCCAGUCAUCUUCCCAUUCCUCGAUGACUUUGUAUCCCAUCAGUUUCAACGAGGCCUUAUCUUCACAGAUGGUCUCCUACACACUCCUCUCGUAAUACAGUAGGGUGUACCGAAGAAAUCGCAUGACAACGAGGACAUCUGCACCAUAAACAUCCGUGAAAUUCGUAUGCAUCGUAUCCGUCAACGUUAUAGACUCACGUAGGUGUCACGAUCGCACGUUCCCCUCGAUUCCUAGCAUGCGAAACUCGAUCUUCCUCUCUUCCUUUGGUGUCAUUCAAACGCAGCAUGUGUUCUAUCCGUUUUAACCAUUUCAAAGCUUUGGUAGAUUAAUUAUUGCGCACCCCAUGCCAACCACCAGGUGGUUCCACGAUGAUGUUUGCUCCAAUGCAUAUUACUAGCUCUGGUAAUAGUGAUACAAUGUUCCAUAGGAUCAAAUUGGGCCUCUUGAGUAAAUUUUUUCGGAAUUUCUGACAUCCGGCUCUCAAGAGCUUGAGAGAUGCAAUAAUCUGCCAUCUCUUAAAAUAUAUGAGAGUUCACAUCCCGUCGAAUUUUAUCAUGGAACCAGGUCUCAAAUUCUCGUCGAUUGUCGUGACGCAUACCGUUAUGAUAAAACGUGUCGCAGGCGGCAAGAGUCCGUCGUAAUUUUGAUUUUUACUUGUGUUAAACAAAUGAGUGAAAAAUUAGGAAACGAAGUCAAAGAAGGGGAAAGAAAUAAAACGAGUCGAACGUGAUAGGACCUGAUGUCACAGAUAGGAGUUUGGUUCCCACACAGACUUGAUUCUCGACCAUACGAUGCUGUCGAAAAGUUCUUCCAAAACAAACAUCCCAUCGUAUCCUUUAAGAUUAUGAAACAAUACCUCGACAGACCAUUAAAAUCCAUUUUCGCUCACGGCCACUUCAUUCAAGAAAUCGAAAACAAAAUUCUUCGGAACAAUUUUCAACGCAAAACUCCUGCGCCUUCUCAUCGUUAGCGGCUGUCUUUCAACACAAGAGAAUAGGAUGAUGUUGCAAUCUUCAACAUAACGUCCUACUCGUCUUUUUUUCUUUUUUGCCUGUUUAAUGUAACACUUAUGUUGACAUAUUCCCCACAGACUUGGCAUUUGGCCACUCCUCAUCGAUAUUUGGCGACUAUGGAUCUUCGAUCAUCCCUAUUUUGAUUCUUUCUUGUGGCUGUUUUCGACUUCCUUAAAUAAUUCGGAAAAAUUAUUUGUACGUUUUGCAAAUAGAUUCACGCAAGGAUUGGGUCGAGUCUAUGAUACCGAUAAUAAACUUCUCCAUAAAACGAACGUAGACAUACACAGCACAUCUGAAGAGAAGUGUCACUUUGACGUUUUCCAGGACAAUUACGGCGAUGACACGAGAAACAUUUCUUUCCUCCGCAAGUAUGAUGAUCAUAAUCAUCUGUAUUAAAUGCACAGUCGCAUUCGUGACGAUUUGCUCAAGAUUCCUCCUUACGAUGCGAAACCAUGAUGGUGAUGUCCAUCUACUUGCACCGGUUCAAUCUUUGCAAGGACCCUUGAAAAUAGUCAGGUGAAGCUUAUUCAACGACACCACUUGAAUCUGGUACUUAAGACUCGCUGCUUUUUAAAACUUUUCCAAUUCCCUUACACCACAAGAGCAUUCUUCCACACCUGCCAAUCGAUAUAGCCACGUUACGUUAUACGAUCAGUCCAUUUGAGCCGCAUGGUACUAAAUAACUCUAUCCGAUUGAUUAGGACCCAGAGUGCCACAUAACAUUUCUGGGAUGUUGUAAGAUCUUUUUAUAACGCCAGAAAAAUUUUUCCAUGUCGUAUCUGAGACCAUUUAAGGACAAGUUUUUGUACUCUUUUUUGUGUUCUCAUAAUAUAUCAAAAGAGUUAUUAUCAAUCCGAGCGUGUAUAGCAUCUUUAUGAAAAAUAAGGCAAUAUAUAUAUCAAAGUUCACAUGGCAACCAAGUAGACAAUCAGACAUGGUUUCGUGUUACUCUGGUUUAAAGAUUUAAUGAAUGUAACCGAGAAGUUACAUUUAAUAGACCCAACGUUUCGACAUUCCUGUUUAGUGUCUUCUUCAUCACUUCUUAUCACCUCUGAUUAAGACACUAGAAAGGAGUUUCGAAACGUUGCGUCUAUGAAUUGUAACUUUUUGGUUACAUUCAUUAAAUCUUUCAACCAGAGUAGCAUCAAACCAUGUCUGAAGGUAAAAUAUGUUUUCACCAGAACAAGUGUUGCCUCAGUAUGUGCCAUAAGAACGCAACUUGCCUGGUUGGAUUUACGGACAAGGGAUACAAAUGUGUGUGUCAGGCUGGUUACAAGGGAGAACAUUGUGAAAAAGGUGAGGACCACUAUGCGUUGCAUCACGCAUAUUUACUAUUUCAUGUAUGUGUCCUUUAUAUCAGUUUAAGUUUCGUAGCGUAAAUGUACAUAUGUCCUUCGAGCAGUUACGAUGCAAUUAUAACACUUUGUACCCAUUUUUGGUUUUUGUUUCAUUUCGAUACUCGCGUCCCAUGGGAUACUUCGUGUCAUCUCGUGUAGUGUAUCGCGCUUUAAUCAUUUGUUUUAGAUAUUGACGAGUGAUCUAACAAUACCCAUAACUGCCAUGCCAAGGUUGUGUUUAUAAUAUCCAGAAGUCUUACAGUUAUAGAUGUAAAGAAGGUUUUAAGGGAGAAAGAUGAAAUUUCAUGGUUAAGUUCAGAGUAAUCAUUGCAAUAUAUUUUUAGUAAUGUAGCAUUCCUAGAUUACAAACCUUUUUUAUUCUACCAUAAUUCAAUUUUGCCAAAAAAAAGGCAAGAACACGCUCAAAAAGAAAGGUCACAACGGAGCGAAUAAAAACAGUUAAAAACAAGAAUAGAUGCAAAAAAAAAAAUUCCGAGAAUAAUAAUAAUGAUGAUUAUAAUCGAAUUAUUUAUUCAGUAUAACCCUUCAAUAAAAAGUACUGUUAUCAACAAGGUCCUUUUGAUUAAGAUUAAAAACUCAGAAAUAAGAAAUUAAAAUAUAUAUAAGAUAAAAUCUAUUAAAACAAAAAUACACUAAGUUAAAAACAAUUAAAACAACAAUGGAAACUACAAGUAAUAAUCGUCCGGACUUUCCUAAAUGAAAACUCCAGAAUUUAUGUUCCUUAAACCUGAAGGUAACGAAUUAAAAAAUCGAGGCACCCAAAAAUAAAAAUUACGGCGCGCAAAAUCCAGUUUGGCUUUUGGUAGCUUUGUUGUUUUUCCAUUGUUCCCUGUGUUUAUUGCGUUAUGUUGUAAAAAAAAACAAACAAACAUCUGACGGAAAAGAAAUCGUUAGAAAACUCCAGCUAUACCGUCAUCAGAUUUUGUUAAUCAUUCGUGUAUUUACAGACCGAAUCAAAACUCCACUCGAUCUUUUCACCAUCUCUUUUAAAACUGAUAGAAUGGUGACUUGACAUAUCAAGAUAAAAACCAAUAAAAUAAACAUAGGUAAUAAGAAAGCUUGACUAUACUUUUUAAUAAACGAAAGAACUUAUGAUAUGAAAAGAGGUUGAGUUGAACCUUUUUUGCCCUUCAGCAUUCAAAGCAGUUUUGACAAAUCUCAAUGCCACUGGAAGAUAUGGUCCAACAUCGCUGGGCAGUCAUUACAAAGGUCAGGAUCAUGACGGACAAGUUACAUUGUCCAGCGGUAUUCAACAGUGGACUGUGCCGUACACUGGUGACUACAGAAUAGAAGCAAUAGGAGCAGCAGGAGGGUACGAUCGAGGGAUUAACAGCUCUCAGUACCGUGGAAGAGGAGCAAGAAUGAUUGGAACAUUCUGCUUAAACAAGGGUGAGGUCAUUCAAAUACUUGUAGGUCAAGAAGGAGGAAUAAACAAGAGGAGUUUUGCUUCUGGCGGUGGUGGAGGUACAUUUGUAGUGAGAGGAGCCGACUCACCUUUGAUAAUAGCCGGAGGCGGAGGAGGCACAGAACAUGUUUUGUCAAGGCAUAAAGGAUGCGACGCCAGUACAAAUACAACGGGGAAUCCUGAAUACAGAUCAUGGUCAGGGGGGAGCAAUGGGCAUGGUGCUCAAAUUGCUGAUGAUUAUUUUUCAGGUAAGAUAAUACUGUGAUGAUCCCUUACCUCUCAGCUCCUCAUUAAUGAAAUUGUUAAUGUAUGUUUCAAAUUUAAAUAAUCGGCCCUAGUCCCCCCAAAAAACCAACACUAAACACUGAGACUACCUAGGCAAAGCACCAGUUUAUGCAUAUAGGGAUAAUAUAGACACAUGUAAAAAUAUUAAACCUAACGGAUGGCCGCUCAAUAGAAAUACAUCAUACACAGGUAUGACCACGUUGAUAUAGGUACAUUAGGGAUUCAAAAUAAGGAAAGUCUACGACCUUAAUCAUCAAUGGUUUCUGUUUGUUAUUUUCUCAGGGGGUGGUGGUGGUGGGUUUUACUCCAGUGGAAGAAGUGGAAAGUAUUUCAAUGGGACCAAGGGAAACGGCGGAGAAGGUGGUAAGGGAUUUCUACAGGGAGGGGUGGGUGGAAGAGCAGUAUAUCACAAUGUUGUUGGUGGGUUUGGUGGAGGAGGUGGAGCUUAUGGACGGGGAGGAGGAGGAGGAGGAGGAGGAGGGUACUCUGGGGGAAGCAGUGGAGAUGCUAGGUAUGAUUCCUGUGGGGGAGGGGGUGGCUCUUACAACGAUGGAAACAACCAGGACAAUGCAUGUUGUUAUAGUACGGCUGGUCAUGGUCAGGUGACUAUCACAUUACUCUGA
Messenger RNA from Pocillopora meandrina, 8939 nucleotides. NCBI's taxonomy places the organism in Eukaryota, Metazoa, Cnidaria, Anthozoa, Scleractinia, Pocilloporidae. The record is from the annotation of a GenBank genome assembly.